Messenger RNA from Papilio machaon (common yellow swallowtail), 1206 nucleotides. RefSeq names its product cathepsin B (gene CtsB). Bases 30 to 1142 code for a protein of 370 amino acids. Gene Ontology annotation, molecular function: cysteine-type endopeptidase activity. Lineage: Eukaryota; Metazoa; Arthropoda; Insecta; Lepidoptera; Papilionidae. Gene Ontology annotation, biological process: regulation of catalytic activity. The record is from RefSeq and is a predicted model, not a curated record. Gene Ontology annotation, cellular component: lysosome. The transcript has a single exon.
UCGUGUGGUUCGACGCAAUUACUCGGCGUAUGAGCACAGCCCACAGCCGAGCGGUCAGUCGACGCGCCGCACUCCAGCGGGUAACGUGUCUACAUACAACUCUAUAUAUAGGACACUUGCUAAACAAAGAAAGUAAAAUGAUUUAUUCAAGUGUAACGUGUUUGCUGCUCUGCGCAUUCGCCGUAACGGCCGAUUCCCCGGAACCGCUCAGCGACGACUUUAUCAAUCUAAUAAAUUCAAAACAGAAUACAUGGAAAGCCGGUCGAAACUUCCCCUUGGAUACGCCUUUUAAGCAUAUCAAGAAACUAAUGGGUGCGUUGAAAGAUGAUCGCUUCACCACACUCGUUACAAUGCAGCACGAGGUUGAUUUAAUAGCGAGUCUGCCGGAGAACUUCGAUCCGAGAGACAAAUGGCCCAAUUGCCCGACAUUAAACGAAGUUAGAGAUCAGGGGUCGUGCGGAAGCUGCUGGGCAUUCGGUGCUGUCGAAGCGAUGACCGAUCGCGUCUGCACCUACUCGAACGGUACGAAACAUUUCCACUUCUCCGCCGAGGACCUGCUUAGUUGCUGUCCUAUUUGCGGACUCGGUUGUAACGGGGGCAUGCCGACACUCGCUUGGGAGUACUGGAAGCAUUUCGGUCUAGUUUCCGGCGGCAGCUAUAACUCCAGCCAGGGCUGCAGGCCGUACGAGAUUCCUCCGUGCGAGCACCACGUACCAGGUAACAGGCUGCCGUGUAGCGGUGACACUAAGACUCCUAAAUGUGUCAAGGAUUGCGAAGCCGGUUACAAAGUGACUUACAAACAGGACAAGCACUACGGCAAGCACGUGUACUCGGUGAGGGGUGGCGAGGAUCACAUUAAAGCGGAGCUGUACAAGAACGGACCCGUGGAAGGCGCUUUCACAGUAUACGCGGACCUGCUGUCGUACAAGAGCGGUGUAUAUCAACACGUCGCCGGUGAUGCCCUCGGCGGACACGCGAUCAAGAUAAUGGGUUGGGGAGUUGAAAACGGCAAAAAAUAUUGGCUUAUCGCAAAUUCUUGGAACAGCGACUGGGGUGACAACGGCUUCUUCAAAAUCCUCAGAGGCGAAGACCACUGUGGCAUAGAAAGCUCCAUUGUUGCCGGCGAACCUUUGUUUGAUUAACUCAUGAUUUAAGCAUAAACAAUGUUAUGUCAGUCAUUGAAGUUUAAUAAAUUUGUGGUCUUUA